Messenger RNA from Morchella sextelata, 1716 nucleotides. RefSeq lists its product as uncharacterized. Gene Ontology annotation, molecular function: alpha-1,2-mannosyltransferase activity. NCBI's taxonomy places the organism in Eukaryota, Fungi, Ascomycota, Pezizomycetes, Pezizales, Morchellaceae. The record is from RefSeq and is a predicted model, not a curated record. Bases 1 to 1716 code for a protein of 571 amino acids. Gene Ontology annotation, cellular component: endoplasmic reticulum membrane. Gene Ontology annotation, biological process: protein N-linked glycosylation. The transcript is spliced from 3 exons.
AUGUCCGAACUGCGGGCCCGUACCCGCCCCGCGACCACACCCGCACCUGAUCCUCCCGCUUCAGCAAUCCCCACAAACCCCCGCCUCUCCAAAAAGGCCGCCCAAGCACCAACUCCCCUCAUAACCUCCGCCGCCGCAUUCGCCCUCCUCCUCAUCCCACGCCUCCUCUCAGCCCGCUACGCGACAAUCCCCGACUGCGACGAAGUCUUCAACUUCUGGGAGCCCGCCCACUACCUCGCGCACUCGCACGGCCUGCAGACCUGGGAAUACUCGCCGGCCUACGCCAUCCGCUCAUGGGCAUACAUCCUCCUGCACUCGGCCCUCUCGCGGCCCGUGUCGCUGCUGCCGGGCGUGGGCAAGCGCGCAGAGUUCUAUGCGCUCCGUGCCGUCUUUGCAGUCGUGUGCGCGUACGCGGAGAGCAGGCUGUACCGCGCGGUGGCGGCGCGGCUGGGGCGCGGCGUGGGCGCGCUGUAUCUGGCGUUUGCGGCGGGGAGCGCGGGCAUGUUUCAUGGCGCUGUGGCGUUCCUGCCCAGCACGUUUGCGAUGUAUACGGGCAUGAUGGCGGCGGCGGGGUUCUUGGAGGGCGCGGUGGUAGAGGGGGUAGUAUGGACGGCGGUAGGCGCGGUGCUGGGGUGGCCGUUUUGUGCGGUUAUGUGUGUGCCGUGGAUCUUGGGGGCGCUGGUGACGGGCGUGGUGGAGGGGAGGGUGGUGGGUGUCGUGGGGAGGUGUGUUAAGGGGGCAUUGUGGUCGGUGGGGGUGUUGGCCAUAAUCGUCGCCAUCGACUCCGCCUUCUACCGCAAGCUCGAGAUCGUCCCGCUCAACAUCGUGCUCUACAACGUGUUCAGCGACGCCUCGCGCGGGCCAAACAUAUACGGCACCGAGCCAUGGCACUUCUACCUGCUCAACCUCACCCUCAACCACAAUAUCCUCCUCCCGCUCUCGCUCGCCGCCCUCCCCGCGCUCGCCCUCUCCGCACUCCUUGCCAAAACCCCCGUCACGCGCCGCGAGAUCACGGCAACGCUCCCGUACUACAUGUGGCUGGCCAUCUUUACGCUCCAGCCCCAUAAGGAGGAGCGGUUCAUGUUCCUGGCAUACCCGAUGCUGCUCGUCAAUGCCGCGAUCGCACUCACCCGCGCGCUCGACGUCGUGGGCGCGCUCCUCCCGUCAAGGGUGCUCAGGAGGGUGUUGGCGGCGGCGGUGGUGGCGCUGACGACGCUGCUGUCGCUGUCGAGGACGCUGGCGGUCACGACGUCGUAUUCGGCGCCGCUCACCAUCUAUAACAGCCUCCCCGCGGAUGCAACGGGUAAUCUGUGUGUUGCGGGCGAGUGGUAUCGCUUUCCGUCGCACUACCUGCUGCCAGAGGGGGUGCGGGCCAAGUGGCUGGUGUCGGAGUUCCGUGGGCUGCUGCCGGGCGAGUUUGUGGAGGCGGGGUGGGAGGGGACGUGGAGGGUGCCGCAGGGGAUGAAUGAUAUGAAUCGGGAGGAUGUGGGCAAGUAUGUGAGCCGCGGGGAGUGUGAGUACAUUGUGGGCCUGGGGGAGAGGGAGAGGGGGGUGGUGAUGGCGGAGGGGUGGGGGGUGGUGGUGGCGAGGGAGAGGUUCCUGGAUAAGGAGGGGACGGGGCUGGUGGGGAGGGUGUUUUGGGUGCCCGGGUGGCUGUGGGAGGGGAGGAGGUGGGAGGAGUAUUGGGUUGUGAAGAGAGGGAAGGGGGGCGAGUGA